AUCCUAAGAAAAGAGAUCCUGAUAGUCAGGCUGUUUUUGAAAAAAAUAAUUAUUAUGUAGUUAGUGAAAAGGUUGUACCUAAAACUUAUCAGAGUAUUAAAAGAGUGAAGAAUGAGGCUGAGAUAGUUCCAAAUAAUAAGAAUGCUAUUGUUAAAACUUUGACAAAUGACUAUACUACUGAAAAUAUUAGUUUUAUGGUUAAUGUUGUAUUUCCAUAUUCUAAUUCUCGUUUUCUAUAUUUUAAAAAUUCUAUUCAGCCAAACAAGUCUUUACUUUUCAUUGUAGAAGAGUUGGAAAUUAUUCAGGAUGAUAUAUAUGUUUAUGCUAAGAAUAUUAAUUAUAUUGAAAUAAUUAUUUUUGAAAUUCAUAAUAAAGACUCUGAGCCUUUAAAAAAUGUAGUAAAUUCGGAUAGUUUAGAUGAGAUUGCCAAGAAUUUGCUAGGAGUUAGUGAUUUAAAAUUCGCAGAGGCUAAUAAUAGUGAAAGUAAAUUGAAGGAUGAUAGUAAAAAGACCAGUAUGUAUUUUGAAGAAAUCGAUGAAAUUGGUAGUGACCAGGAAG
Messenger RNA from Racocetra persica, 558 nucleotides. The record is from the annotation of a GenBank genome assembly. Lineage: Eukaryota; Fungi; Glomeromycota; Glomeromycetes; Diversisporales; Gigasporaceae.